CAGAAGCCAUGCAGUGACACCCGCUAAGACUUGUUGGUAGCCAUGUCGGAGCCCCACAGGGUCCAGUUCACCUCUCUCCCAGGUUCUCUGAAUCCUGCAUUUUUGAAGAAAUCCCGGAAAGAGGAGGUUGGGGGAACAGAACAGCAUCAGGACUCUGAGCCGGCUGCAGCAGCUGUUCGGAUUACACUCACCCUCUUUGAGCCAGAUCACAAGCGCUGUCCAGAGUUCUUCUACCCGGAGCUGGUGAAGAACAUACGAGGGAAGGUGAAAGGCCUUCAACCCGCAGACAAGAAGAAAGAUCUCUUAGAUCCUUUCAAUGAUGAAGAAAAGGAAAGGCAUAAAGUGGAGGCCCUUGCCCGGAAGUUUGAAGAAAAAUAUGGUGGAAAGAAACGUAGAAAAGAUCGGAUACAGGACCUGAUUGACAUGGGGUACGGUUAUGAUGAAUCUGACUCCUUCAUCGAUAAUUCUGAGGCGUAUGAUGAACUUGUUCCUGCUUCUUUGACUACAAAGUAUGGAGGAUUUUACAUUAACUCCGGAACCCUGCAAUUUAGACAAGCAUCAGAAUCUGAGGAUGACUUCAUUAAAGAAAAGAAGAAAAAAUCUCCAAAGAAGCGGAAGUUGAAGGAAGGUGGUGAGAAGAUAAAGAAGAAGAAAAAAGAUGACACUUAUGACAAGGAGAAGAAAUCGAAAAAGUCCAAGUUUUCCAAAGCCGGCUUCACGGCCCUGAAUGCCAGUAAGGAGAAGAAGAAAAAGAAAUAUUCUGGGGCUUUGAGCGUUAAAGAGAUGCUGAAGAAAUUUCAGAAGGAGAAAGAGGCUCAGAGAAAAAGGGACGAAGACCAUAAGCCCGUAGUGAUCUCGUCGGCGGAAGCUCAGGGCCUACGGGAAUUGGAGGGCACCUCUGACCCCUUGCUCUCGCUCUUUGGCUCCACUUCUGACAACGACUUGCUCCAGGCAGCCACUGCCAUGGACUCGCUGACUGAUUUGGACUUGGAGCAGCUGCUCAGUGAGUCUCCAGAAGGAAGCCCUUUCCGUGAUAUGGAUGAUGAGAGCAAUUCCCUUGGGGUGGGACUGGACCAGGAAUUCAGGCAGCCCUCUUCCCUCCCUGAAGGCCUGCCUGCACCCCUGGAGAAGCGCGUUAAGGAGCUGGCUCAGGCUGCCAGAGCUGCUGAAGGAGAGAGCAGACAGAAGUUCUUCACCCAAGAUGUUAAUGGCACCCUCUUAGACAUAGAGGUGCAAACUCGGGAGCUGAGUAGCCAAAUCCGUUCUGGGGUGUAUGCCUAUCUUGCUUCAUUCCUGCCCUGCAGCAAGGACACCCUGGUCAAACGUGCUCGGAAACUUCACCUCUAUGAACAGGGGGGGCGUCUGAAGGAGCCUCUCCAGAAGCUUAAGGAAGCCAUUGGAAGGGCAAUGCCAGAGCAGAUGGCCAAGUACCAGGAUGAAUGCCAGGCACACACACAAGCCAAGGUCGCUAAGAUGCUGGAAGAGGAGAAGGACAAGGAGCAGAGAGAGCGGAUGUGCUCUGAUGAGGAAGAAGAUGAGGAAAAGGGGGGCAGGAGGAUAAUGGGACCCCGGAAGAAGUUCCAGUGGAAUGAUGAAAUCAGGGAGCUGUUAUGCCACGUGGUGAGGAUAAAGCUGGAGAGCUACGAUCUGGAGAGGAACAACAGGACCCAGUCUUGGGAGGACUAUGUGAAGGCCUUUCUGGAUGCUGAGGUCAAACCUCUGUGGCCCAAAGGCUGGAUGCAGGCCAGGACUCUGUUUAAGGAGAGCAGACGAGGCCACGGGCACUUGACAUCAAUCCUGGCCAAGAAGAAAGUAAUGGCCUCUUCCAAAAUCAAGAUGAAGGAAUCAUCUACUAAGCCUGAUAAAAAGGUUUCCAUCCCACCAGGCCAGAUUGGCGGCCCCCUGGCUUUGCCUUCAGAACACCUGGGAGGAGGCCUGAGCACUGGGGCUACAAACAGGGAGCUCUCAGCCCAGGCAUCUGGCAGCCUUGCUAAUCCUGCUCCUAUCAACCUGGAGGACUCGUUGGAUGGAGACUUGAUCCGUAAUUCAGCCUCCUCAUUGGAGGUGGUGUCUAAGGAACUGGCUGUGCUGAGCAGCAGAGCAGGUGGGAGCUCUGAGUUCCCACUGCCAGCACCCUCAAAAGUACCUGCAGAGAAGAUGGUGGGCGUCGUGUGUUCAGAAGAGAAGAGGAACUUUCUGAAGCCCAGCCCUUCUGCCCCGCCAGCCUCUAGUUCCCUGCAGUCUCCCCUCAAUUUUCUGGCCGAACAGGCUUUGGCACUGGGGCAGUCCUCUCAGGAGACAAAACCAGAGAGCUCUGGCUACAAAGAGCUGUCCUGUCAGGCCACGCUCAGCAAGGGCCUGUCGGAAGUGCACCAGUCCAAAGCAAAGCACCAUGGCUUGCCACGGACGCCUCAUGCACCCCAGGCGGCAGCUCCUGUGCCUGGCCCCCAAGUCAAAGUCUUUCAUGCAGGCACUCAACAGCAAAAGAGCUUCACCCCUCCAGCUCCUUUUGUCAAUAAGCUCCAGGGCCCAAAGCCUUCCUCCCCGCAGUGCCAUCGUUCCCUCCUCCAGCUUGUGAAGACAGCAACCAAAGGCCAGAGCUUCCAUCCCUCCACGCCGGCCUCUUCAGGAGGCACACCAGCCUCUAGCAGCAACUCUCAUAAGACCCCAGCCUCGUCCUCCACUGCCCUGAGCCAUCCAGCAAAACAGCACUCAGCCAGCUCUUCAGGGCCAUCUUACAAGAAUAGUCCCUUUGCCAGCUCGGUCUCUAAACACGGGGUUUCUUCUGGCAGCUCUUCCUCUGGAGGAACACCAGUCCAGAGCUCUGCUUCCGGGAACCUGCUCCCCGGCGUACAGCCUCCCUCCGCAGGACCGUCUGCCAGCAGACCUGUCCCAGGCUCUGCAGUGAAAAAACCACCUGUUUCCCAGAAGCUGACCCUGGUGGCCCCUCCGGGUGGUCCAAGUGGAGACUCCAGUGGUGGGACCCAGGGAGUGGCAAAGCUACUGACCUCCUCCCUGAAGUCCAGCGCGGUUAGCAGCGUGACAUCGUCUACCUCCUUGCCAAAAGGAACGAGUGGGGCUGUGCUGCUGGCCAGCUCCUCGCCCUUAAAUCUGCUGUCUGCAUCCUACAAGUCCGGCAGCGCGAAACUGCCCGGAGCCAUGAACUCCAACUCCCUGGGGAUCAUCUCCCAGUUUCCCCUCCACGUGCUCUCCUUCAGCGCCGAGUCCUCUGCGAAAGCAGGGGUUUCCAAGGAUGCCAUCGUCACGGGUCCUGCCCCUGGGACAUUCCACCAUGGCCUCAACCAUAAUGCUUCUCAACUUCACGGAAAAGGGCCCGGUGUACCACGGAAAUUGUGACCUCUUCAGAGGAAAGGCCCGACUAACGUAGGUCUGGGCGGAAGCUGAACAAGUAGGUCUCAGAAACUGGAUAAUCACUAUGCUCUUUCUGCCCCGAUUGGCUUUCUUCUGGAGAAGGUGUGAGUGCUAAGUGGAGCGUCUCUUGGCACCGUGAUGUGCCU
This is a messenger RNA of Odobenus rosmarus divergens (Pacific walrus), 3518 nucleotides long. It is a transcript of the gene UBN1, whose product is annotated as ubinuclein 1. Bases 43 to 3357 code for a protein of 1104 amino acids. Lineage: Eukaryota; Metazoa; Chordata; Mammalia; Carnivora; Odobenidae. Gene Ontology annotation, cellular component: nucleus. The transcript has 16 exons. The record is from RefSeq and is a predicted model, not a curated record.